AUGGCCCCUCCUCCACCCCAGUCUCCAGCCACUCCAUUACUGGCUCCCCCGGUCUCGCACCUUCGCCCGUCGCUCGCUGAAUUGAGGGGUGAAAAGCAUCCCGACUCUGUCACGAGAACCAGUCUCUUCAUGCCUCACCCUAACGCGCCAAAGCCGACUGUCUUGUCGCAAGGCCCGAUGUACAUACCCUACUUCCCAUCUUCCACCGUCCAUUGCCGUGCUGCUGUAUGGUUCCCAAAGGCCAAGCGAGCCAGGCCAUCUGUCCGUGGCCGCCAAUUCGCGGUAUCCGCCAACGACAGGUACCCCUCUCCCACGUCACCCAGGCAGCGGGCUUGGCGGACUCUCGAGGGCGUUGCACAUGGCGAUGACGUCGAGAGGAAUCUUGGGCAGAGGCCCGACGUUAUUCGCUAG
Pleurotus ostreatus (oyster mushroom) is the source of this 411-nucleotide messenger RNA. RefSeq lists its product as uncharacterized. Bases 1 to 411 code for a protein of 136 amino acids. The transcript has a single exon. NCBI's taxonomy places the organism in Eukaryota, Fungi, Basidiomycota, Agaricomycetes, Agaricales, Pleurotaceae. The record is from RefSeq and is a predicted model, not a curated record.